Messenger RNA from Gaeumannomyces tritici R3-111a-1, 952 nucleotides. RefSeq lists its product as hypothetical. The transcript has 3 exons. Gene Ontology annotation, cellular component: extracellular region. Gene Ontology annotation, biological process: carbohydrate catabolic process. Gene Ontology annotation, molecular function: cutinase activity. The coding region runs from base 302 to 952 and encodes 216 amino acids. NCBI's taxonomy places the organism in Eukaryota, Fungi, Ascomycota, Sordariomycetes, Magnaporthales, Magnaporthaceae. The record is from RefSeq and is a predicted model, not a curated record.
CUGAUACCGGUUUGGGAAACGAUUGCGAGGUUGGCUGCAAAAUCGUGUGUGAAGUUGCUCGUGGUUAGCCUUCACCUACCAGCACUCAAUUUCCCUGCGAUAGACAGGUCACCAUGACUGGUAUAAAAAUGCAAAAUGAUCCCAUCGUUCACGGCGGCUGUUUUCCGAUGUAGCCGUCACUCCAUACAACAGCAAGAUACCAUCCAACACAGCGCUUCCUCCCGCAAGCCGACGAGAAGCACAGGCGACUUGUUGCUAUCCACAAAAUCAACCCACACACAGGCAUCACCAGACAUUCGACAUGCUGUUUUCCAACCCCCUCCUAGCCGCCACGCUCCUGGCGACCCUGGGUCUGGCGCACCCGCUGGCGGCAGAGGACGCCCAGCCACCGCAGCUGGACGCGCGCCAGUCCCGGUCAACAGAGAACGCGCAGGGCUGCGCCGACAUGAUCAUCGUGUUCGCGAGGGGCACGACCGAGGGCGGCAACGUCGGCACCAUCGUCGGCCCGCCGCUCCUGGCCGCCGUCAAGCAGGCGGCGGGCGGCAGGACGGUGGCCAUGCAGGGCGUCGACUACCCCGCCAACAUCCCGGGCUUCCUCGCCGGCGGGGACAGGCAAGGCAGCGCCGAGAUGGCCAAGCAGGUGCAGAGCUUCAUCGCAAAGUGCCCCGGCAGCCAGGUCGUCAUGUCGGGCUACUCGCAGGGCGGGCAGCUGGUGCACAACGCGGCCGAGCAGCUGCCGGCGGCGGCGCUGCAAAGGGUCAGCAGCGCCGUCAUCUUUGGCGACCCCAAGAACGGCCAGCCCGUGGCGGGCCUGGGUCAACAAAAGACGCUCGUCAUCUGCCGCCAGGGCGACAACAUUUGCGACGGCGGCAACCGCAUCCUGGCCCCGCACCUGCAGUACGGGCGCGACGUCGGCAAGGCGGCCGAGUUUAUGGUCGGGCAGGCCGCGUGA